Messenger RNA from Protopterus annectens (West African lungfish), 2529 nucleotides. It is a transcript of the gene LENG1, whose product is annotated as leukocyte receptor cluster member 1. Lineage: Eukaryota; Metazoa; Chordata; Ceratodontiformes; Protopteridae. The record is from RefSeq and is a predicted model, not a curated record. The transcript has 4 exons. The coding region runs from base 108 to 911 and encodes 267 amino acids.
UUAUGACGUAAUUUUUGGGCUGCCGGGAAUUUUAUUAGAAGCCAUUUGUUAGUUUUUAACAGUUCGUUUCACGACAAACAUUUGCAGGUAGUACAUUUAGUAUCAUUAUGAAUAUCCUACCAAAGAAAAGUUGGCAUGUUCGCAAUAAAGAUAAUAUCGCGCGUGUUCGAAAAGAUGAAGCACUUGCUGCGGAACAAGAGCGGGAACGAAAGAGGCGACUGGAACUCGCAGAACAGGAGGCACGCACUGAGUACUUGAGAAAGAAAGCCCAUCUGACAGUGUCUGAAUCAGGAAGUGGGUCUUCUGCUGUGGCCAUUCGUGACUCUGAAUCCCAUCACUUAAAUUUUUUCACAGAUCUGGAAGAUGGAAAAGGAACAAAGGCUGGCAACAGAGAGUAUGAAGAUGAAAAAAGGCAGGAGAAGGAGCGUCGAGAAAAGGCUUUGGGAAUCCUCACGUAUCUAGGCCAGAGUGCUGCCGAAGCACAAACAAGCCGACCCUGGUAUGAGGAGGUGCCAGACCGUAGUAAGAAAACAAAAGAAGAGAAUAGCAGAAAAGAAACAAAAGACACAAAGCUGAAAUGUGUCCUCGAUCCACUUGUUGACAUGGAGAAGUAUCUUCAGAAGAAGAGAGGAGAGAAAUCAAAGCACAGGCAUCAUAAAAAGGACAAAGAAAAAAUUGAGAAAAAGGAGGACUGUGGGUCUAAAGUCUCCAUAGAUAUGUUGAGGGCAGAAAGAUUAAAACGAGAAGCUGCUGAGCGUGCCAGAGCUGAGGCUUUAUUGGCAAGAGCACGAGGGGAAGAGACCUCAGAUGCUGCAACUGAACUGGAUGACAGGAAGCGGAGGUACAAUUCACAGUUCAACCCUGAACUAGCUCGAAAACCACGCCCUCAAGACCAAGCAACAUGGCGAUAGGGAGAUUUUUUUUUUUUUUCAUCUCCAGUGAAAGAAUACAGAUGGGCUGCAGUUGUGAUCAUUAUUACAGAAACUGAUGUACAUUUAGUCACAUGGCUCAAGAGUCUGGUAUCACAUUGAAAGUAAAGUGUUUCAUUGAAGAAAUGCCACUGGUUUGAAGGUUUCUGCACCACUGUAAGCAGUUCUGAGUUGUAAGACAUGGGUUAAUUUUCUGGACUUUACCUGUGUCCUUGUGUUUGACUCAAGUCUUUUUGGAUGAGCCUACAGUAGAAGAACAGGAGUGCUGGUAUAUAUUUAAUUCUAGAUCCUCGUUAGUUUUUUUAGGAUUAUAGUAAUUUUUGAAUAGGAGAUGGAGCAUCUGCUGUGCAUUAUGUCUGUUCUGGAUUUCAUUUACACAGCUGCACUUAAUUUCUUGUUUUCCCUGUGUUAUGAAGUCACAUGACAAAUGUGGAUGAGUACAGAGAAGCCACAUACAGUGGAAAUACUACAUGGCAGAAAAAAAAUAAGUGGGAGAUGCGACUUCGACUAUACAUAUUAAUUGGGUCCUAUAGCACAAGUUCCUGAUGGAAAGAACACAUUCAAAAAUAUUUUAAUUCAUAAGAGAAAAAAGUUUGAAAAAAAAAAGGUUGUAUUGGGAUUUGGAGUCCCUUGUGCUGUAGGUGUAUUCUUCCUCCUUCAUACAAGUUUAAUUGCUGUGGGCCUCAAUUCUAGGACAAUUGUUAAGCCAGAUUAUGUGAAUAAAUGCCACCGUAUAGUGUAUUGUAUAAACUAUUUAGCAAAAUAUAGUGUAAUUAUUCAGGUUUUACAUGAAUGGUUGAUUCAGAUGCGAACUAGAAGCUUUUGUGAAGAAACUGCCUUUACCAGAAUUCCUCCCUAAAAAAUCUGUUCAAAAUUUAAGACAUUUUUCCAGCUCUUGGGGGGGGGGUGCACUCAGAUUAAAUGAAUGCAUUAUAUUUCUCAAGUGAAGAACAGCAAGUUAUGGUGAAUGGAAUAUAAUCUUAAUUUCAAUAAGGUAUUUCAGAAGCAAGCCACAAAGGCAGUCAGCAUAAUUUAGACAGGUGCUUCCAAACAUGAUAAAUUGAAUGUGUUAUUGGUAAGGUAUUUUAAGUAACAGGAUGCUUCAUGAAUAACUUAACUGUCCAGACAAAAGUGCUUUCAUUUAACAAUUAUUGCUGUGGAAUGCCAGUCUAAAAAUGAAUACAGUCUGUUCCUUCCAGCUUAACUUGUACAGCAGAAAAUGCCAGGUUUUCCUUGUGUGCUCUGUCCUCUAAUUCUGUUAUUUUUUUAAGCAUCUUUUUUGAGCAGUCUCAUAUUCAUCCAGCCGUUUCUUCAUUUCAGCCACUGAUUUUUGCAGUUUGAUCACAUCAUGUAAAUCUGUUUAAAGCUUCUUCCAAUAUUUUCCAGCAUUUUGUUAUUUGAAUUGAUAUACUCCUUCAUUGUUUCGGUUAUUUUAAUUCGCUCCGAGUAAAUUUGACUUUUUUCCAUCUAGGUUACUGGAGGUCAUGUCUUGCACCAAAUCUGAGGCUUGCACUGUUUUUGUUGAACAAGCUGCAGAAUUCUUCCCAGUCAUUGUUUUCUCCUCACGUUUUGUGAUUGAUUUUCUUUCAGGUUCUCUGAA